This is a messenger RNA of Cucumis melo (muskmelon), 660 nucleotides long. Its product is annotated as protein DMP7. Gene Ontology annotation, biological process: endomembrane system organization. The record is from RefSeq and is a predicted model, not a curated record. NCBI's taxonomy places the organism in Eukaryota, Viridiplantae, Streptophyta, Magnoliopsida, Cucurbitales, Cucurbitaceae. The coding region runs from base 1 to 660 and encodes 219 amino acids. The transcript has a single exon.
AUGGAAGGCGAAAUCGAGAGCCAAAUUCAGCAGGCAGUCCCUGCCGAAGGACUGCUAGGAAAGAUCCAACAGCCACUGCUCGAAAAUGCCUUAACAAUGGCCUCAAAGCCAACAAAAACAUCAGCUCAAAAAGCAAUUAGAAAGACAUUCAAAGGAACAGCCCAUUUAGCCAACCUCCUUCCCACGGGCACGGUCCUCGGCUUCCAAAUUUUGUCCCCAAUUUUCACACACCAGGGCCAUUGCAACACCCAUGUUAGCCAAACCACCACCCUCGGUCUUGUCUUGGUCUGUGCCUUCUCCUGUUUUUUCCUCCUCUUCACUGACAGUUUCCGAGAUGGUCGUGGCAAAGUCCGAUACGGGGUGGCCACAUUUCAAGGCUUAUGGGUUAUUGAUGGGUCGGUUACCCUUCCCAAAGAAGAGGCUGCUAAAUACAGGCUACGCUUCAUUGAUUUCUUUCACGCAUUCGCUUCUCUUUUGGUUUUCAUAGCUGUUGCUUUGUUUGAUGAAAAUGUGGUCAAGUGUCUCUACCCAACACCGUCUGAUGAAUUAAGGGAGCUUUUGGUUGUGCUGCCUGUUGGAAUUGGUGUCUUGUGUAGCUGCUUGUUUAUUGUUUUUCCUACUAAACGACACGGUGUAGGAUUCCCCCUCUCUCGUCAAUAG